UUCUUUCUUGCCAGGGGUAUAUUCAUUACGCGGAAGCAAACAGAGCCGACGGGGAGGGACCUAUUAAUAUUUAUUUAUUUUUGUUGCAAAAACGUUUUCCGUUUGGAGUGAAAGGUUUCCGUUGCUAAACGUUUUGCAACAGACGAUCAGCUUUUGAAGCGGAAUCGGCGUAAUGAAUACACCCACAGACUCGCGGUGGGAAAAUGAUGCGUUCAAAACAACUGGGAACUCGGGGAAAUACGAAUUUAUAUAUCGUCGUUAGUGAUCUUCAGGUCGGAAAGUCGAAGCUCUAGAAAGAGGCCCGAGUUCUCGAGUUGGAUGACUGUUCAAAUACAUUUCCCCCCUCGGGCCUCAUUUAUUUUCCGAGUUCCCCGUUGUUUUGAACACACUGAUGUCGGAGCUUUCCGACUACCUAGUUGCGAGAUUCCAGUUGUUGUGAACGCGGCAAAACUCACACUCUGGUCACGUGAGCCGCGCGGUGACGUACUCAUGAGCUAAAAAAAAACAAUGUGCUAAUGCUCUUCCAGUUCAAAGUUCGAUUGUUUUGUCCUUUCGUAGAAUCUGUUUCCUGUUUAUUAUUGUUCAUGGAAAGUCGUCUGUCACACCACGUAUGUAGUAAUUAUCAUAGUACAUGUCUACGAUUGCAGCGUGUGUGACUUAAGACGGAAGCUCAAAGAAUCACAUGGUUAAUGUCAUCUAAGCUGAGCAUACUGGUUACCCAGAGCAAACUGGCUACAUCGGGCUCUAAAAAAGAGCGAUCAGUGAGUGAACUAACUCUCUAUAUUGUGCUACAUUGAACCUAAUCCCAUAGUCAUCAUGGAUACUCUCUACACUUAUAAAUUACUACCACCCACAUAUACCAACACGAAGGACCCUGAAUACAGUUAUAGACUAGUGAAGCUCGAACUUGUAGACUGCUGGCAAACUCCAGACCUGAACAUCAUCAUCAAACAAGAAGAGGAAGAGGAUAUCUCUCUACAAGUUAAACAAGAAGAGGAGGAAGAGGAUAUUUCUCUGCAAGUUGAAGAAGAAGAGGAGGAAGAGGAGGAGGAAGAGGAUAGCUUUCUACAAGUUAAACAAGAAGAAGAGGAGGAAGAGGAUAUUUCUCUGCAAGUUGAAGAAGAAGAAGAAGAGGAGGAAGAGGAUAGCUUUCUACAAGUUAAACAAGAAGAAGAGGAGGAAGAGGAUAUUUCUCUGCAAGUUGAAGAAGAAGAAGAGGAGGAGGAAGAGGAUAGCUUUCUACAAGUUAAAGAAGAAGAGGAGGAAGAGGAUAUUUCUCUGCAAGUUGAAGAAGAGGAGGAGGAAGAGGAUAUCUCUCUACGUGUUAAAGAAGAAGAGGAGGAAGAGGAUAUUUCUCUACAAGUUAAAGAAGAAGAGGAAGAUCACACUUUCAUGGUCAAAGUAGAAGAAGAAGAGAAGGACAAAGCUCUUGUAGUUAAAGAAGAAGAAGAGGAGGGUGGUUUUACGGUCAAAAAAGAAGAAGAGGCUAUAGAGGUUUUUAUUUUUUCUGAUGGAAAGUGCAACCAGUGGCCUGUCAGUGGGAAGAGUCCCUCCGUAUCAGAAGAAGAAGAACAACAGACGCGACCAAAGAAACAGCCCCAGGAACCCCACCACUCCCCUCUGUACUGCCCCGACUGUGGGAGGAGUUUUGUCAGCCCUGGGAUACUGAACGCGCACCGCAGAAUCCACCAGUCCAGAAUAAUCCACACCACCACCGGUGAGCCGUCUCACUACUGCCAUGACUGCGGCAAGACCUUCGACACCGCCCGCUACCUCCUCAAAAGCACCUCUUGGGCUUCACCAAGGUCCGACUGCUCCCGGACACACCAGCGGCUGCAUGCCGUGGAGGGAGCCGACGUCGUCGGGGAUGGGGCGGAGACGGGGAGGAAGGAAGGUAGUGGGGUGGUGAUGUCAGCGAUGGGGCGGAAGAGAGCGCUGAGAGUUCUGGCCGGAGUGGACUACUACUACUGCUCUGAGUGUGGGAAGAGCUUCUCCAGUGCGGCCUAUCUUAAGGUGCAUCAGAAGGCUCACACAGGAGACAAACCAUACCAGUGUGCUCACUGUAAGAAAUCAUUCAGCACGUCGUGGGGUUUAAAGGUUCACCGGCAGAAUCGCUCUGGAGAGAAGCCCUACCAGUGCGCCGACUGUGGGAAGAGGUUCUCGGACCUGCGCAGCCACAAAGCCCACCGGAGCACCCACACUGGAGAGAAACCAUACACAUGCCCUGUCUGUGGAAAAGGCUUUGCCUGGCUAAAGAGCCUACAGAAACACCAGGCCACACACAGCAGCAGUGAUGGUGGAGUCAUAGAAGUACAUAUAGAAUAA
Messenger RNA from Oncorhynchus keta (chum salmon), 2325 nucleotides. Its product is annotated as zinc finger and BTB domain-containing protein 47-like. Lineage: Eukaryota; Metazoa; Chordata; Actinopteri; Salmoniformes; Salmonidae. The record is from RefSeq and is a predicted model, not a curated record. The transcript is spliced from 4 exons. The coding region runs from base 817 to 2325 and encodes 502 amino acids.